Suncus etruscus (white-toothed pygmy shrew) is the source of this 3415-nucleotide messenger RNA. RefSeq names its product G protein-coupled receptor 173 (gene GPR173). Gene Ontology annotation, biological process: G protein-coupled receptor signaling pathway. Gene Ontology annotation, molecular function: G protein-coupled receptor activity. NCBI's taxonomy places the organism in Eukaryota, Metazoa, Chordata, Mammalia, Eulipotyphla, Soricidae. The coding region runs from base 511 to 1632 and encodes 373 amino acids. The record is from RefSeq and is a predicted model, not a curated record. Gene Ontology annotation, cellular component: plasma membrane. The transcript has 2 exons.
GGGUAGAGUGGGGGUAGCAGGAGGGAGGACUGCAUCCAGGCUGGCAGACGGUUGCUGGAGCCAGCGUUGCCCUCCCUCCCAGCUUGGCGGUGGCUUGAAGAUGGGGAAAGGAAUGUGUAGUAAGGAAAGCACCUGCCCGGGACCCCCACCUGCCAGCUAGCUGGACACUCUAAGGUGGUGUGCUGCCCACCUGGUGUUCUCUCCACCAUCCCCAGCCCUGUCCUGUUGCACCCCACUGGUGCCUGCUUCCCUGAUGUCUUCGAUUUAGACCAGCCCUGCUGUAUCCAAGGCAACCGAAGCAGGAGUAUCACUAGCUAUGGAUCACUGAGGGUCCCACAGUGUGGCCCAGUCUGUGACUGUCCGAGGGUGAUCCCCUCCCUGGAUUUAAGGACAGCCCUUCUGAGAGAGCUCAGGUGCAACCCAGCGAGACAACUGAUGGAGUCUUCCAGAGCCAAUUGGGUUCCAAGCUGGCUGAUGCCAUAGGGCUGGGAGCAGCUUCCGCCCCUCAGUAUGGCCAACACCACUGGAGAGCCUGAGGAGGUGAGCGGAGCUCUGUCCCCGCCAUCAGCAUCAGCUUAUGUGAAACUGGUGCUGCUGGGACUGAUUAUGUGCGUGAGCCUUGUGGGAAAUGCCAUCUUGUCCUUACUGGUGCUCAAGGAGCGUGCCCUGCACAAAGUUCCUUACUACUUUCUGCUGGACCUGUGCCUGGCUGAUGGCAUACGCUCUGCUGUCUGUUUUCCCUUUGUGCUGGCUUCUGUGCGCCAUGGCUCUUCAUGGACAUUCAGUGCACUCAGUUGCAAGAUUGUGGCCUUUAUGGCCGUGCUCUUUUGCUUCCAUGCAGCCUUCAUGCUAUUCUGCAUCAGUGUCACUCGCUACAUGGCCAUUGCCCACCACCGCUUCUAUGCCAAGCGCAUGACACUCUGGACUUGUGCAGCUGUAAUCUGCAUGGCCUGGACUCUUUCUGUGGCCAUGGCCUUCCCACCUGUCUUCGAUGUGGGCACCUACAAGUUUAUUCGUGAAGAGGAUCAGUGCAUCUUUGAGCAUCGCUACUUCAAGGCCAAUGACACACUGGGCUUCAUGCUUAUGUUGGCUGUGCUCAUGGCAGCCACACACGCUGUGUAUGGUAAGCUGCUCCUCUUUGAGUAUCGGCACCGCAAGAUGAAACCAGUGCAAAUGGUGCCAGCCAUCAGUCAGAACUGGACAUUCCAUGGCCCUGGGGCCACUGGCCAAGCUGCUGCCAACUGGAUCGCCGGCUUUGGCCGUGGCCCCAUGCCACCAACCCUGUUGGGUAUCCGGCAGAAUGGGCACACAGUUAGUCGGCGGCUCCUGGGCAUGGACGAGGUUAAAGGUGAAAAGCAACUGGGCCGCAUGUUCUACACAAUCACACUACUCUUCCUGCUUCUCUGGUCACCCUACAUUGUGGCCUGCUACUGGCGAGUAUUUGUGAAAGCCUGCACUGUGCCCCACCGUUAUCUGGCCACUGCUGUUUGGAUGAGCUUUGCCCAAGCUGCAGUCAACCCAAUCGUCUGCUUCCUGCUCAACAAGGACCUCAAGAAGUGCCUGAGGACUCAUACCCCCUGCUGGGGCACAAGAGGUGCCCCAGCUCCUAGAGAACCCUACUGUGUCAUGUGAAGAAGGCUGGUAGGCAGGCGGGCAAGGAGAAGGUCAUCAUCAUGAUUGGGCUAACCAAAAAUGAGAGGUGGGGUCCUGUACAGGAGCCUUUCUUUCUGAGCUUCUGCCCCAGCCCCUCAAACUACCCAGGUUCUAGGUACCUUUAUCAAUACUGCCCCAGAACUGAGGACUGAGUGGGAGACUCUGAAAGAAGUAUUUCUAAUUCUUUGAGGCUUGUCUCCUCCACCUCCUUUUUCUCUACUUCUAUAAUGUCUUCUAUCCUCUCUAUCUUUCUGUGACAAUUCAGAAAAAGAAAACCAGAAAAACUGAAAAUGCAGGUUUUUCUACCAACAGCUAAGGAGACAGGCUUUCAUGCUUUAAUGUCUCUCCUUUUGACAUUGUGAAGAAGAGGGAAAUAUGUUCUGUAAAAUAGACUUCCAGGGCUCUUACUACCUUCUCCCACCCUACUCCCAUGCAACCCACCCUUCCAAGUCUUUUAACAAAGCCUGGUUAUUUAGGGAGAAAUUGAGUCGCUGACAAAGUACCAAGGUGGGUGUUGGGUCUCCCAAGAGCAGAAAUCUUUCAUUGCUAUGUAUGUGCAGUGUUACUUUAAGCUAAUCCUAUUCACAAGCCCAGUCUCCUCUCCCUUCCCACUAUGUCCAGACCUCUCAAGUGUUUCUUGAUUAUCUAUUUGAGAAGAUAGAAGGGGAGGGAAAAGAAUCCUUGGGAGGACCUAAGUUAAGAGCAGGAUGUGAGCUGCACACUAUAAGCUGAAUAGAAUCAAGCUUGGCUGUAUGUAAUUUUGAACUGCCUCCUGGAUCCCUAGACCACCUCUUCCUGAGGAUGGAAAUACACUCCACCUGCAGUAGGGCUAACGUGGAUGACAUUAUAGGCAGGAGAUAUGCCCCUCUCCCAAAGAAGUAUGAAAAAACCUGAGUUAUACAGAGUAGUUAGAUCUUUAACCUUGGAAGGUGAGUGGAAUUCAACCCUAGAAUCAUCUGGAUUCAUUACUACUCUCAAGAAGAUGAAAAUACUUUGGGGGCCUUGGUAAUUCAUAUUGGUACACAGUUGAAUAUUGUAAACAAAGUGGACCUGAAUCCAUUCCCAUCUGAUCUCUUUUUUGUCCUCUACAAGCCUCAUGAGUCUCAAGCCCCUCUGUAAUCAUCCUUAACCUUCUGGACCCUCAGACCCAAACUUCUUUUUUCCUAAUAUCUAUUCACUCACUUCCUCCCUUCAUCCAAAUGGGAAUAGACUGCAGCAAAAGUCCCCAGGAGGUGGGAGAUUACAAGCCUUACUCUAGGGCAGAAUUCACUGUGGGAUCUCAUCAAAGUCAGUUCACAUGAACUGGUGAGCCAAGGUGGCACUUGAUCUUGUCCAGGUUCUUUGGCUCCUUCCCAUUUCCUGGGAAAUGGAAAGAUGAUAUUAUCCACCACCUUUAACCCUCUGAAGGCCUGUCCUAAGAUCCCUUCCUACCUCAAGACAUCCCCAGAACUAGGGAAGCCUUGACUUAAGAAUGAGGAGGGCACUCUGGGCAGAAAAGACAGAAAUAAGCCUGGCUAUGGAGUGGCUUUGGUAAGGCAGGUCAGAGUGGUUGAGAGGAUAGUGAUGGGGGUACCUGUUCUCUCAGUGAUAGUGAUGGGUGUGCUUUUCCCAUGGGGUGGGAGUGGGGGGUACAGUUGUGGGGGUAGAUAAGGAUACAUUCAGGAAGGGUUUCCUUCAUUUGUUUUUUUUCUAACUGCCUGGAUUCACCAUUGGAUUUUGCAAAUGGAAAACAAAUGAAAAAAGCUAUAUUGGAUGUAUUCUC